CCGGAUGUUGCUAAGGAACAGUGGGGCGCCUGCUGUGAUAUUACCAAAACGAGCACGGCACAAUGUGUCCCUAUAGCGUUUGCAAGCUUCCUGUGAAUGCGAACGUGUGGAAAUAGUUGUCUAAAUUAUCCUUAUUUUCCCUGUUAUCUUCGAGAGAAGCCCCGGGCCGAAGUGUUCUUGCUGUGUCUUACCCAACACUGGACCAUGAUGGAGCGAAGAAGAGCCUUAACUAUUCCCUUCAAGGUCGACAAGGAUAACUUGAUGGAAAACCCACUCAAAAUCUCCAUGCCAUGUCUUUCACCAGAGUGUGAGAAGUUAGAAAGACAGGUUCCCUGGACUGCAUUUGCAGGUUGCAAACGCAGACAUAGUGAUUCAACGCAUAAAAAUGGAUCCACGCUGUUUGAGCAUAUAACGUUGGAAAUGUCCAGGAGGAAGCCCUGUCUGAUCCUGACUGAUGUCCUAAAGACAGAAAAGGGGCAGGCGUAUAUCGAAAGAAUAAGACGUCGUACUUUGGGAAAUCAAGGACAAGUGUACACGAGUACGCAGAGGGAGAGUGGUCGAUGCAGAGAGGAGUCCCUGAUCAGCAGAGACCUGAGGCCCAAGAAUGAUAAAAUCAAGAGCAUUACCCCUAAAAGCAACCAGAAGACCACCUCAUCCCCUGCUCAAAGGUCAAGACUCAGGAGAAGUUCGCAAAAUGUUGAUGAUGAAGUGGACAAAGAAGAACAAAAGGAUAUUAAGGAGGUUAUAAUCGGAACAGACAACGGAGACGACUUUAAAUUUGCUGAAGUUGUAGAUUGUGGGUUGUCAGUGAGCUGGGAGCCUGCUGAGGACAGAGGAAGUUGUGAUGAGUUCCCCCGAACUAGGAUGAAGGACAGGUGGACUGAUCCAGAAAAAGAAGUGCAACACAGUUCAAAGAGGAAAAGAAAGGAUGCAGGUUCCCACUGCAAUGGGACAGGCAGCCCCAAACGCCACCGCGAGAGUGUGCUUCGGCUCACUGGAGAAGACGGAAGAGAUGGAGGACCGGCUUCGACACACAUUUAUCUGGAGGAAAGUGGAGAAGAUGUAGAUUUGGACAGCCUGGACCGAACCAUUGUACAGUUCACGGUGGGAGCAGAUGAUCAAACGGAGGUUCUGGUCCCGAUCAUCAGUCCUGAUGUGGAGGCUGGAGACUUCAUUGGUACCCCCCAACAAAAUCUUUCUUCUAGCCAGGACAACACGGCCGCAAACAGCCCCUAUGAACCCAUUGUGCUGUCCAGUGAUGAUGAGGGGAGCCAUGAUGCUCCUCGGCCCUGCAGCACAGUGGGCCAAACACUGGUCACUGUGGAAGAUGAAGUAAUACAGAGUGAAUCCUUGCAGGAAGCUUUGGAUGAAGAGCAAGAAGCUUCUAACAUACAGGACAUGCAGGUUUUGCAUGUAGUUGUAAAUCUUCCUCCUUCAGUAGCGGUUCCUCCCACCACCAGUAUGGAUUACUCCUUCUCCACGCUGCACUAUGGAGGUUACCAAGCAAAAUCGAAUGGAGACAUGAUGAUAUUAGAUCAAGAAAUCAUCAUCCCAGUGACAGAUGACGAUGAACAGCUGGGGGUGAUGUUAACCUUGGAGCGUAAAGAACUGAGGAGGUACAGUGUGUGGGAUCAGCAAGAACUGGAGGACCGGCAGUUUCUUUUCCAGGGCAGCAACGAGCCUUUCCCUGUUGCUGUCCUACUGUUUUGUGUGUCAGAAAUGGCUGCUGCUGCUAUAAAACAAGACCUCCUCAAGCUGUGUUUAAAUCAAGACAGAACCACAAACACUGACAAGGUGAGCCCCUUCAUCCUGCUGACUCUGAGGCAUCCUGUGGAGGGAAUGGAGGGGGCUUUGUUACGCUCCCUCCUGGACAUCGACUGUCUCAACAGUCUGGCAGAUGCAAAAUCCAUCCAUUGUGCAGACGGAGUUAGCUGUCUGGAAGACUUUCAAAGUCCCGUUCUGUCUCUGGAUGAAAGCAUAGAUCUGAUUAGGAAAACUGGACUGGACUCUCACCUGCUGUCUCUGCUGGACCUGGAAAGCACUGACCCUAGACUAGACACAGACCAGGAUACUUCACAUUCUGAUACAGACAGAAACACCCCACCACUCAUCCAGCUGGAGGUUGAUUCACAGAAAGAGACACUACCGGAGCUGGAGACAGCGGCAGAACAAGACACAGGGUCAAACCUCGAACCAGAGGAGGACCAGAAAGAAAAAGAGCUGGAAAAUCCCUCAGAGAAGAGAAAGGAGGAGCCCCCUCCUGUGUACACGGUGUGCCAUCGUAGAACCAAAGGAUCGUACUCCGUGUCCCUGUGUAAACCAGACUCCAGCUGGGCUAAAUAUAAACAUCAGGGCCAAGCUCGCAGGUUGAUCCAGUUUCCUCCUCCGCCACUAAAAGGAGGAAUAACCGUCACAAUGGAGGACCUGCAGUGCCUUGAUACUGGGCAUUUCCUCAAUGAUGUUAUCAUUGAUUUUUACCUCAAAUAUCUCCUCCAGAAGGCCCCUGCUUCUGUGGCCGAGCGCUCCCACAUCUUCAGCAGUUUCUUCUACAAGCAGCUGACACGGAGGGACAACGCCAGCGAAGGCGUCGUUACCGAUUCCUGUCAGAGGCAGAGGCGGCACCAACGAGUGAAGACGUGGACACGCCAUGUGGACAUUUUCGAAAAGGACUUCGUUUUUGUGCCUGUCAAUCAGGAGGCUCACUGGUAUUUAGUUGUCAUCUGCUUUCCUGGACUGGAAGAGCCAAAAUCUGAGGCCUGGAGUGGUCCAAACGAUGAGGGACAGGAACAAGAGGUGGCAAAAGGGUCUAAAAGCCCAAAUGAAAACACAGAGACACCACCUACACCUCCGACAUUAAACCACAGCGACAGCAUGGCCACACAGACAGAAAAGCCCCAAGAACAAUCCACCAAAGACCCAGCACCUGGUCCAGUGAACUGCACAGAGCGAACAUACAAGAAGAAAACAAUUUGCAAGAGGCCAUGUAUUCUGAUCAUGGAUUCCCUAAAACUUUCACUUCAUGAGCGAGUCUUCAAACUCUUGCGGGAGUACUUGCAGUCAGAAUGGGAGGCCCGUCGUGGUUCAACAAGGGACUUUGUUCCAGAUCAGAUCCAAAGCUCACACUGCAAAGUUCCCCUUCAAGACAACAGCAGUGACUGUGGCCUGUACCUGCUGCAGUACGUCGAGAGUUUUUUACAGGACCCUGUUGUGCACUUUGAUCUUCCUCUCCAAUUACAACAAUGGUUUCCACGGCAGCAGGUGCGGAGGAAACGAGACGACAUCAGAGACCUGGUACUAAACCUUUACCGAAAACAACACAUGGAUGGUAACAGAUAAAAUAUGUACUGCUCAGUGCAUCACAUUCCUGUAGCCAUUAUAAAUCACUGCUCAUACUGAGCGACGGACAUUUCAGCGUGAUCUGAAAAUAUUUCCCUUGCAUUGAUGCUGUUGUUUAUUGUCUAAAUCACUAACUCAAACCAAACACAUACACCUCUGACCAUCUGUGGAUCCUGUAAGUGAUAUGAAGGCAUAUAAGGUUAACUUAACAAUAAACAGGCGGCUCUCUAACCAGCCAGAAAGAGUUUUACACUAGAUUGUAACUAGACAUGAAAAUGUUUGUACACCCCAUGACUUUUUUUAUUUUUUAGGACAAAUAUUUUAUCAUUUGUAUUUAUUUUAAUUUAGUAUCAUAGGGAGUUGUAGAGCAACAGUAAAACCUAUUUUGUUCUGCAAAUAGUGAAGAGUUUCCACUGGGUUUACUCACUUUGAUGAAGUUUGUUAGACAUUCAAGUUCAGUCUCAGUCGUGGGUUUGCUAAUCAAAACUUGAUGUUGCAUUCUUUACAUCUUUUGCACCUUGAUGAACAAAUACAGUUUGAAAUGAGACAUGAAGCCCUCUGGAACUGAAAUCAGAAUCCCAACAUGAAACUCUGUUUAGCCCUUUUUUCUUUCUCGAUACAUUGAACAAAAAAGUCACUCUUUCAGUCACUCAGUGCCUCACUCAGACAGCCUGUUAGCCUCCCAGUGCCACAUAGGAAACAUGAUAUUCUCUACAAAUGACAACAAACACAGACAAUUUAGUCUUUGUUAUAAACCUGAUUGUUGCAUUUUAUCAUUUAUCUCUCUGUAUUGCCAUGAACCUUGAAAUCAUAUUGGGACACAUGGAUGCUAUCAUAUUAUGCCUGCAUCAAUUGGCAAAUUUAGAUGAAAUGGGGAUAUCAGAUUAUCAAUACAGACUACUGUAUUUUGUUAGUUUGCUGAUAGCAUAUUAUAAACACUAGGUCUGGUAUUCAUGUGGCCUUGAAGUUCCCUGAAGUUCAUUAAAGUCUCUUUGGCAUUAUUAUUUAUUCAUCCAGACUUGACACACUGACCCUUAGAAAGUUGGUGGGUGCUACAAUGUAAACUACUAGCUUCAGUUUUAGACGAAACCUUCAGGAUCCUAUUUUCCCAUGUUUUUGUGUCUUGGGGUACUUUUUUAACCAGCACUUUUUAGUCCAGUUAAAUCAGACUUGGAUUUGCUUUCGCUUAGUGCGGUUCAUUUGGGCAGGUGUGAACUUGGGAACUGCACUCUGCUGCGGACUAAAACAACUGCACAGAGACAUUUUAGAGGAAGUGGUCUUGGUUCAGUCCCAAACGAAGUCUGGAGUGGUUUAUUUGUGGUGGGAAUGGGAUCCGACCUCAAUUGAAACCAGCUACCAGGUGUACUCCUCAAGCAAACUGGAGUUCUAAACUCCACAACAAACUCUUCCCGGCACACCUCUUUCACUUCCAACUCCAAUUACAAAAAAGUUUUGACGCUGUAUACAUUCAGAGUGAGUGUAAAUAUUUACAAAAAACUGUUUCCUAAUUUGAGCAUUAUAUACCUUGUUUUUGUAAUGUAUCCAAUUGAAUGUAAUUCACGAAGGAUUUGCCGAUCAUUGCAUUCUGUUCUUAUAUCACAGCAAACACCUUUUUUUGGGAAUCGGGUUGUACAUUUCUUCUGUCCUUCUCCUUAAGACUCUCCUUAAAACAAAAAUGUGGGAAAAUAACCGAUUGAAAAAUACCCAAACUUUAAGAAAAAAUACUUUGGUACAAAAUGAAGGAUGAAUGGCUCCCAAUCAUACAGUCCAAAUCAUACAAGGGUAUGUUUCUUGUUCACUUGAAUAACUUUAUUCCUUAAUUAUUCUAAUAAGAAUACAUAAAGUUUAGGGGUGCACAUACAUUAACAUGUGUAUGCUCUCCAUGUAAAACCGAAUUAAUUAACACCUUAGAGACAUUCAGUCCUGUUGCCUGAAUUCUUCUCAGCAGGGUUCAGUCUUGAUAGUGUUGUACUUUUUCCCCUUUUUGUUAGGAUGUUUAUAUCUUUUUUAACACUUUAUGACAUUUAUGAUGUUUUUUUUAGACAUUGUGUUGGAUGAAUGUUCAGGGGCUGAUUCCAAAAUAUCUUUGGUUUUGAUGGUAUAUUAAAUCUUGUAGACCAAAUUA
This is a messenger RNA of Centropristis striata (black sea bass), 5461 nucleotides long. RefSeq names its product SUMO specific peptidase 7 (gene senp7). Gene Ontology annotation, biological process: protein desumoylation. Gene Ontology annotation, molecular function: SUMO-specific endopeptidase activity. Gene Ontology annotation, cellular component: nucleus; cytoplasm. The record is from RefSeq and is a predicted model, not a curated record. NCBI's taxonomy places the organism in Eukaryota, Metazoa, Chordata, Actinopteri, Perciformes, Serranidae. The coding region runs from base 97 to 3336 and encodes 1079 amino acids. The transcript is spliced from 23 exons.